CUCGACCUACCAGGUGCGCAUGAGGAUGGUGGCAAGGCCCUAGGCCCAAGCUCCGCACCAUGACCUGCUGGUUGCGCAUGCUCAGCCUGCACAUGCUGCUGCUGCCCGCGGCGCCACCCCCAGCCGGGGGCUGCCCGGCCCGCUGCGAGUGCGCAGCCCCCACGCGCUCCGUGGCCUGCGCGCGUCGCCGCCUGACCACCAUACCCGACGGCAUCCCCGCCGAGACACGCUUGUUGGAGCUGAGCCGAAACCGCAUCCGCUGCCUGAACCCGGGCGACCUGGCCGCGCUCCCCGCCCUGGAGGAGCUAGAUUUGAGCCAAAACGUCAUCGCGCACGUGGAGCCCGGUGCCUUCGCCGACCUGCCGCGUCUGCGCGUGCUCCGUCUCCGUGGCAACCAGCUCAAGCUCAUCCCGCCCGGGGUCUUCACGCGCCUGGACAACCUCACACUGCUGGAUCUGAGCGAGAACAAGCUGGUCAUCCUGCUGGACUACACGUUCCAAGACCUGCACAGCUUGCGGAGGCUCGAGGUUGGUGACAACGACCUGGUGUUCAUCUCGCGUCGGGCUUUCGCCGGUUUGCUGGCGCUUGAGGAGUUGACCUUAGAGCGCUGCAAUCUCACGGCCCUAUCCGGAGAAUCGCUGGGCCAUCUGCGGGGUCUGGGGGCCCUGCGCCUGCGACACCUGGCCAUCGCUGCCUUGGAGGACCAAAACUUCCAGAAGCUUCCAGGACUGCUGCACUUGGAGAUCGAUAACUGGCCGCUGUUGGAGGAAGUAGCCGCAGGCAGUCUGCAGGGUCUCAACCUGACGUCGCUGUCGGUCACCCACACCAACAUCACUGCCGUACCGGCAGCUGCACUCCGACACCAGGCACACCUGACCUGCCUCAACCUGUCACACAACCCAAUCAGCACGGUGCCACGCGGAUCCUUUCGGGACCUAGUGCGCCUGCGCGAGCUGCACCUAGCUGGGGCCCUGUUGGCUGUGGUGGAACCACAAGCAUUCUUGGGGCUUCGCCAGAUCCGCUUGCUCAACCUCUCCAACAACAUGCUCUCCACCCUAGAGGAGAGUACUUUCCACUCGGUCAACACGCUAGAGACGCUGCGCGUGGACGGGAACCCACUGGCCUGCGACUGUCGCCUGCUGUGGAUCGUGCAACGUCGCAAAACCCUCAACUUCGACGGGCGGCUGCCGGCCUGCGCCACCCCAGCCGAGGUGCGCGGUGAUGCACUGCGCAACUUGCCCGAUUCGGUGUUGUUUGAAUAUUUCGUCUGCCGGAAGCCCAAGAUCCGCGAGCGCCGCCUGCAGCACAUCACAGCCACGGCUGGCGACGACGUGCGCUUUCUGUGCCGCGCCGAGGGCGAGCCCGCGCCCACCGUAGCUUGGGUGACACCCCAGCACCGGGCAGUGACGAUCGCCAGCCCGGGCCGUGCACGCGUGCUGCUCGGCGGGACCCUGGAGAUCCUGGACACGCGGCCACAGGACAGCGGCACCUACACAUGCGUGGCCAGUAAUGCGGGUGGCAACGACACCUACUUCGCCACCCUGACCGUGCAGCCCGAGCCGGCCACCAACCGGACCCCGGGUGAGGGUCACAACGAGACACUGUUGGCCACACGAUUCCCACUGGACCUCACAACCAUCCUGGUGUCCACGGCCAUGGGCUGUAUCACUUUCCUGGGCGUGGUGCUCUUCUGCUUCGUGCUGCUGUUCGUGUGGAGUCGUGGCCGUGGACAACACAAGAAUAACUUCUCCGUGGAGUACUCCUUCCGAAAAGCCGACGGGCCUGCAGCCGCCGCCGGCCAAGGUGGCGCUCGGAAGUUCAACAUGAAGAUGAUCUAA
Molecule: messenger RNA, 1838 nt
Organism: Dipodomys spectabilis (banner-tailed kangaroo rat)
Lineage: Eukaryota; Metazoa; Chordata; Mammalia; Rodentia; Heteromyidae
Gene: Lingo3
Product: leucine rich repeat and Ig domain containing 3
Exons: 1
Coding region: 60-1838 (592 amino acids)
Molecular function (GO): protein binding
Source: RefSeq, a predicted model, not a curated record